AUGCCAGGAAAAAUCGAUGAUGCGAGCUCGAAGCCGAAGCGACGUGGAGUGUACCUCCUUACACAUCCAAGGUCGGCGUCGAACCUUUUUCAGACGAUGAUGGCAAAUCAGCCAGGUUUCCAGAACUCGGCUUACCUUAUCUUUGAAGCAAGCUUCACCAUAUUCGAAUCCUUUAACCACAAAGAGUCAUGGAGCGACUGGUCCGAAGACGAGUGGAAGACCCUCCAAGAUGGAUUUCAGAAAUGUUUCGGCAAGAUGCUUGAAGAAAUGGCAGAUGCAGAGUCCAAGGCAAGGCGCGGAGGCAAGCAAGUCUUCAUUAAGGAACACGUCAUUUUCAUGGGACCAUACCCAUUGCUCAAGAGUGUCUAUGGAGAAAAAGGUGCUCCGCCACCGAUCAUCAUGCAUCAUCCCGAUGAGGCUCAGGACGCUCAUACCAGUGUCUCCAGUCUGCCUGACAGCGUCCUCCUCUCCUUGCAGCCAAUCUUCCAAAUACGACACCCGAUUCUAAUGUUCCCAUCUAUGCUACGUUCUCAGAUCAAGGCCGGGGCCUCGAAAGGUUUUGACCGCAGAGUAAGAGCCACAGCAUCGCUGCGAUUUUCGCGCGAACUGUACGACUGGUAUCUGAAGCAAGGAGAAGAGACACAGCCAAAAGUCAUUGAUGCUGAUGAUAUCAUGACUGACAAGGCUGCUGUUGGCCAACUUUGCUUGGAGACUGGAAUGGACCCAGACUCUGUCCAGUAUGAGUGGGCCACAAGGGAAGAGCCACACCCGAUGAAGGCCAUCAUGUUGGACAAGAUUUGCUCAUCUACGGGUAUCCUGCCCGGUUUGACAGCUCAAGGUCUUACUUUGGAAGCUGAAAAGGCCAAAUGGAAGACCGAGUUUGGGGAGGAGGAUGCCGAGCUUCUAGCGAAGCACGUUCAAGAUGCCAUACCAGACUACGAGUAUCUUCACAGUCGACGAGUUCGUUCGGUACCGUCGGAGAAAUUGCAUUCUUAG
Messenger RNA from Plenodomus lingam JN3, 996 nucleotides. NCBI's taxonomy places the organism in Eukaryota, Fungi, Ascomycota, Dothideomycetes, Pleosporales, Leptosphaeriaceae. The record is from RefSeq and is a predicted model, not a curated record.